AUGAAACCUUUUACCAUAUCCCCUCCACCUCCACCAAAAUCCAAUUCUCCGGAUGGAAAUGACAAUCAAUGUAAUAAUAAACAGCCUUUGAUAUACGCAAUUGCGCCGCAAAUUCAAGGACAAACUGAGGGGAAUAGCUCCUUUAUAAGGGCGGAUUUAAAAAGGCGUUUUAGACAAGUGAUUAAUGCAACCGGGUUUGUCAAUUUAACUGACGUGAUGGAGGUCAGGCGGCACACAAGCGGUAAUGGAUAUGACCAUGAGCAUGUGGAAGGCGGAAAUUGUGAGCACGAAGCUCAAGGAAAGGGAACUCCUUUUGAGAUAGUGAUGAAGAAUAACUUGAUAAUCGUCCUACAGGCCUAUUCACGUGAAACUAGUGAUGAAUGGAUUAAGCGUCUUAUUGAUCUUGUGCGAUAUUGGAAGGCUCGCGUUGAGAAUGACGCGCAGACACGAAUUAAUUUAUUCAGGGUGAAUCGUUGGGAGGACGAUGAUCACGUGAGUAUGGUGGACAAUGAUGACACGCAAGAACACUUCAACAACUUUAAAGUAUAUGCCGAUCCGUAUAAUUUGGCAUCGAAGGACAAUGAUUUCCCCAAGAAAUAUGAAGAUGGACUAUGUAGUUAUGAUAAGAACGAAGAAUGCACAUUUGUCAUAUGGAAGGGGAAGAAAAGAUAUACAUUGGAAUUUAAUGGUAAGAAGGCGAAUGGGCCGUUUGGAUUGAACAUUAAGAAAAAGAUCAAAUUGAAUCACCCGGGAGAAUGUUGGGUGUUUAGAGCAAGAAAUCGGUCCGAAAGAGAGGAAUGGGUGUGGGCCCUUAACAUUGAAAUUGCAAGACUUUGUAAACAACAAAACAAAUGA
Molecule: messenger RNA, 855 nt
Organism: Acaulospora colombiana
Lineage: Eukaryota; Fungi; Glomeromycota; Glomeromycetes; Diversisporales; Acaulosporaceae
Source: the annotation of a GenBank genome assembly